Molecule: messenger RNA, 2520 nt
Organism: Myripristis murdjan (pinecone soldierfish)
Lineage: Eukaryota; Metazoa; Chordata; Actinopteri; Holocentriformes; Holocentridae
Exons: 4
Coding region: 151-1872 (573 amino acids)
Source: RefSeq, a predicted model, not a curated record
UGGCUGAAGUGCGAGCUUACUAGGCGUUGGGUUACGAAAAGAUUUGGGUUGCAAAAAUCCCGCACUGCACACGAAAUGGUUUAAAAGGAGACGGGGAUAUCCAGUGGUUUCUGCCUCAUUUUUCACAACGAUAACCAAGGUCAGGAGAGCAUGGGCCGGCUGGAUGAUGCCGCCAAACGCAAAGUGGUGGAGCUGCGGAAGGCUGGUCUGAGUUUCCGUAAGAUCAAGGCUGUUUUGGAGCUGGAGAACAUCAAGGUGUCUGCGCAGGCCAUCUACCUGUUCCUGAGGGAGUUUCACGGGAGGCCGCCGGGGAGGGUCCGACCCGAGGAGGCUGCAAGCAGCACCUCUCCGACACAGGUGCAAGCUAGAGCUGGGAUGGUGAGCCAGGUGGGAAGGCGAGACGGCUGGAGUAACAUUCAUCUCCACAACCUACUACGGGAGGCAUCUCACCAUGUUGGCUUCACUGCAGCGGCAGAGUUUGCCAAGCAGACGGCCAGCAGUCCUGAAACUACUGCAAAGCCUUCUGAGUCCGGGGAGAGCAGCGGAGGUGGCAGGGCAGAGCAGCAACACGAGGCCAAUAAGGAGGAGAAUGACAUCCAGAUUGUCAGCGUCACCUCUCUUGCGCAGAACAGCCAACAGAGGGGCCUCCAGUCCCCGGUGACAGGAGCAGGGGCUGGGUCAACCACAGUGGCAGUGGCAGGAGCAUUCACAAGGAGGAGAGUCACACCUUCCCCAGCCACCAACCCAGUCCUGGCAGCUCGCAGGAGGCUUUUGGAUAAAGCUCUGUCACACAGAGCAAAGUCAUUUCAUCAAAUGGCGUCGUUGUUGAGGAGGGAUCACUCCAGUGUUCAAGGUGCUGAUUUGAGAAGUGCGAUGCCACAGCAACCUGAGACUUAUGAUCUGACUGCUGAAAAGACAGGUGUGGAGGGACAGCCAGGAGGAGCCAGUGCCCCCAGACGUUUUCUCACACAGAGACCAGGUUUGUCUGUGCGGUCCCUUCACCCCCCUCCUAGGGUUGGCAUUCGGAUUCCUAGCCGGGCACCAGCACCUCUAACAUCCACAGGUCCUGGGGGUGCUGUCAUCCGUCUCCAGACUCCAGGAGGCCAGGGCAUCACUCGGAGAGAGGGGAACCCCAGCCCCCAGCAAGCAGUCCAUGAUGCAGGAGGGAGAGGUGGGCUGCAGGAUCAGAUACAGAGCCUGGGCACUGAGGUGCGCAGCCUGGGCCUGGCAGUGAAGAUGCUGGUGGAGCAGCAGUGCCGUCUGGAGAGAGAGCAGGUGCAGCAGACAAAUGUCCAGAGGCAGAUCCUCAGCACUCUGCAGAGCUUAGCCUCCAGGCUGGGCCCUUGUAGCAGUCUCCAACAGCAGCACAACAAAACCCCAUCUCCCUCAUCUUUACCUACUGCCUCUGCAUCUACCUCCUUCAGCCAGGACACCUUCAACUAUAGUCAAGGCACGUACACUCAGUGCAGCCAAACCCAGCCCAGCUACAACUCUAUAGAGGGUCUGGAGUCUGUGGAGGCCUUUAAAGUGCCAGGACUAAGCCCUACAAGCAUGAAUGGUUUCCCACAGUGUAGCAAUGCUGAAAGCCUCCCGCUUACUCACACCCACCCUCAAACACAAACAUAUGCAACAGCAUACACACAGCAACACAGCCAAGCACUCAUGCCAUCCUUCACACAGUCUUAUGUCCCCACAUACUCCCAGUCCCACUCUCAGCCAUUCAGAGGGUCAGAGACUAAAGCCUCUGAUUUCCCAAGUAGCUGUUCAGCAGGGACUCUCCAGGACUGCAGCGUCUCCACCCAGCCAGCAAUGAACUCUAAUCAUUCUCCACAGGAUCACCAGGUCAAUAUUAUCAAAGUGGAGGGACCGUAGAGUGCUUCACAUUCCACACACGCCUUGGUUUCUAAGCCGUCUUGGGAUCAAAAAGGGCUUUGAUGUGUUUUUGUAAUGAGUCACUUUGGUAAAGUUGUUUAAGACUUGUUUUCGUAUAAUAAUUAACAUACUGUAUGUUGUAGCAUUUUUUACAUUAAAUAAUUUAUUUACAAAAUACUGUUAAACAUAACACAAAGAGCAAUAGGAGAAAAGGAAUAAAAUGCCAUAGUAACAGUGAGCCCUGUUUUUGUGAAUCAAGACGCUGGUGCAAGUUGAUAGAAGCUCAUGGUGUAAACAUGUUGGGCAUGACCAACAGAUUUUAGUAGGUGACCAACAUUAUCAGCCGGUGUGGGAGGGACUUGAAUCAAUCAAGACCUAUAAGAUCAGCUCUUGUCAUCUCCUUUACAAGCAGUGAACUCUCCACCUUGAUCGACUGCCAUUUUCAUAAUGGGAAGGAGAGUCCAGACCAGCCUCUCCCUAGAAAAACCCCAGUGCAGUCGAUGAAGAACAUAUUGCACCCAAUAAUGAAUAUAUACUGCACAGAUAUGUCGCCAGUAUGUCCCUCAUGUCAUGUUUUGGUAGACUGAUUCACACAAUAACAAUACUGUUACAACAAACUUUAUAGUACAAUAAAAUGUGUUUCAAUUA